Molecule: messenger RNA, 348 nt
Organism: Adineta ricciae
Lineage: Eukaryota; Metazoa; Rotifera; Eurotatoria; Adinetida; Adinetidae
Source: the annotation of a GenBank genome assembly
AUGAGUAGCAAGAAGGCAUUAGCUGCUAUUCAGACAAUGAAAAUCAUCUAUGGUUCACAAGGAAGACAAAAUAUUCUUCCUUACCAUUAUCUUGGUAUGGUUUAUCGUACUCCAUGGCGUUUUUGGUAUUCGAACUCGCAAGUGUUUCGAUGGUUCUCACGUAUCAUGCUAGUUGCUUUUACUGCAUCAAUCUACUUACCAUUACGAGGGGUUGAUUUAUCGUAUACACCCUAUACAAUCGUUCACCAUCAACUCGAUCAUAAAUUUGGACACUGGAUCGAAGAAAUGCGUUAUCCAGUCGAUCAACAACGAGUGGAAGAAUACAAGAAACAACAUGGAUUGAAAUAG